GAGAACACACAGCUCAGGAGAGUCUGAGGGAAUUACCGUAAGAAGGACUGAAGACUGCUGGCAGCACUGUCAUCAACAUAAUUACUGGUUUAACAGGGGGUUUUGCAGCCCACAUCAGCGAGACCGUGAGAAGUAACCAUGGAACAACUUUUUCAGAAACUUUUACAUCAGUUUGCGUUUCAGUAGCUCCUAUGAGAUAAGACCAGUCAGACUAGCCUCCACUCUGCAUGCGCAUCGCUGAGCCUUGAGCAUCAACAAAGCACAUGUGGCUGACGGGUAACGGAGCAGCUCUAUGGGUUCACUGCAGAGAGACGUUUACCUCAGGCUCAGUUUACCCAUCUUUUUCACCGCUUUCCUCUUUUUCGUCGACGUUUUUAUCGAAACCAAGUCCUGCCAUGUGGACACGGGUGACCAGCUCCUCAACUUCACCCAAGAAGACAAAGAGAACUACAUUUCCCAGCGGUCUUUGGAGCCGCGGAGUAAUAUCACUCAUCACAUUAACGAAUCUGUGUGUAUAGUGGAGAGCUCCUUCAGUUAUGGACAGGCAACCUACAUGACUGGGCUGCUGAUUGGCUCUAUAAUCGGAGGCACUCUGUCUGAUAAGUAUGGUAAGAAGUUCCUGCUGGUGUGCAGCUCUGUUCUUCAUUCUGUGGUUGCACUGCUCACCGCGUUCUUCCCAUACGCACUGUUCUACCUGAGCGUGCGCUGCAUGGCCGGCAUCGCCUGCUGUGCUAUUCACAUCUGCACCUACAGUCUGGGGGUGGAAUGGAGUAUACCAAAGUACCGUAUCUGGCCAACAACUUUACUGUCCUUCAUCUUUAGCCUGGGCAUGAUGGCACUGGCUGCUGUGGCUUAUCUCACCACAGGCUGGAUGCAGUUCCACCUGGCCCUCGCCAUUCCACAGAUCCUCUGCCUGCCUCUGUAUUUCUCAAUUCCAGAAUCUCCGAGGUGGCUUCUUCUGAAUAAGAGGAUGCAUGUUUUAGAGGACUAUCGUAACAGGAGUCCAGAGGUCAGGCAAUAUCUCGAUUUGCUUUUGGAUUCUGAAGGGAAUGAGAGUCAGAAGGCAAACAAAGAGGAGACAGAUUGUAAAAAAGUUUCUGAUUUCACCCAUUUUAAAUCACCCACCAUUCUCCUGCGGCUUUUCGUCAUGAGUUUCAUUGGGAUAGCAUCUGCCCUCACCUACUAUGGGAUCUGCUUCAGUGUUGGGAGUUUUGGGGUGGAUAUCUACUUGGCUCAGUUCUUCUCAGGGUUGUCUGAGUCUCCAUCCCUCCUCCUACCCCUACUGUUGGCACGAUGGGGACGCAGACCUUUCAGCAUGGUCAGUCUUCUGCUCAGUGGCACCGGCUGCUUGCUGUCUCUCCUCGUCUUCAAGUUCUGUGAAAUACCUGCUCUAGUGAUGGCGCUGGCUCUGACGGGAAAGCUGUGUGUGCAGGCUACAACUUGUGUUUCUCUUCUUUAUGGCAUUGAGCUCUUCCCUACUGUCAUAAGGCAGAAAUGUGUUGGACUGGUCAGCCUGUGUUACCGGGUGGGCUGCAUUGUGAAUGCAGUGGUGGCCCCUAAAGGUGGGGUCUCUCUUGGAGCCAUGAUCUGUUACAGCAGUGGGCCAAUCCUGGGCGCUGGACUGUGCUUACUGCUUCCAGAGACCAGCGGCAUCCCUUUACCAGACACCGUCCAGGACUGUGAGAAACAACCCACACUGCAACUCGGGUCCUUCUGUCCUCCCUGGUCAUCAAAGCCCAAGCCGAACCAGGAACCUGCUUUCACUGAGGCAAAGGACCCAGAGAGCCAACUAGAAUCAAAUCCCAUUUUACCAGUCAAAUUUCCUGAAUGUUGAGGAUUUCACUGUAAGAAAGUGCAUCUACUGCAUUGUUCCCUCCAGAAACAAGGUGGGGUGGUCUGGAAAGUAUAAAGUAAAUCUAAAAGUCCUAAAAACGUGCAACCCAGAGCAGAAGUGUGUAGAAUUGAGAUUUGUUGUCUCUGUUAUCUGACAGGGACAAAUGCUCUUUACAUGAUGCUUUAAACAAGGUUAAGUACUUCAUUGCUUUACGGACAGUAGGAAUGUGUCCAGGAGACACAGGAUGUCCUGGAAGAACCUCUCCCCCAGUCAGAACUGUCUGUGAACCCAGAUGCAUGCGCCGCAUGCCGGAGGCUGAUGCUGGAAUGAUUACAAAGGACUUUUUCUUCAAAUUCAUAACAAAAAUGCCAGGAGAACAUAUUAUAUAUUAACCUUCUGAAACAGAAUGUCUUACAUUAAUACACAUACACUGUGGUCGUAGUCAAUUUUAUACUUUUUUUUUAGCUUUUUAAUUUGAGCGUGUAGGCUUGACACUUGUUUAAUAUUCACUUUUUUAACUUUUGGGUUUUAUAAAUUUCUUGAUAAAAUUGAUUCGUUUUCUUAAAUAAUAAAAACCUGUUGUAAUCAUGAA
This is a messenger RNA of Astyanax mexicanus (Mexican tetra), 2426 nucleotides long. Its product is annotated as solute carrier family 22 member 13. The transcript is spliced from 11 exons. Lineage: Eukaryota; Metazoa; Chordata; Actinopteri; Characiformes; Acestrorhamphidae. Bases 293 to 1834 code for a protein of 513 amino acids. Gene Ontology annotation, molecular function: transmembrane transporter activity. Gene Ontology annotation, biological process: transmembrane transport. The record is from RefSeq and is a predicted model, not a curated record.